AACAUAAGUGAUUGGUAACACUGGGCCUUUGGUUAAUCAUACCUCUGUUAUGUUGUAGGUCUUGAAAACUCGCGCCAGUCUACUCGCGGAGAUGUUCAGGUCGGUAUGUGUGGCCAGAUCAGGUUCCGGUGUAAUGUUUCGUGUUUUUCGAGUCGUAACGUGGUAAAAUGUGCGAUAUUCGCGGACGACAAGUUCUGUUGUAAAUAAGUAUCUGUGUUCGUUUUUUUUAAAAUUCCAUUUUAAAAUGUCCGAGUGUUGAAUUUAUCGGUUACGUGAUUGCAUCGGUUAAAAUAAUUUGGUCUGGUAAUUUGUUAUAGUUUUUUUUAAAAAAAUCGUCGGAAUUUUCUGCGUGAUUUUAUUUCAAAUAUUUUGCCAAUCGAUUUCCAAGUUUUUUGCCCCGUUGCUUCGCGAAGGAAAAUGCGAAAAUUGCUCGAAGAAUUAAUUUUACGAUGCGUUUUUGUCGCGUAAGAAAAUUUAGUUCUAAAUAAAUCUCACGUUACUGUCAUCUUUCCUCUCCCUUUUGUAUAUAUUUCAAAAUAUCGAAAUAAUGAGGUUAAUUAUUAUUUUCGGAGCAUUUUCGAUAUUUUGGGGUUGCGGUGGAACGCCGGUCGCGACACCGAAUUCGACGACGACGACGACGCCGCAGUCGCAGACGAUUACACCUUUGAGAUACGAAGCUCCGGACGACUGUCAGUGGUGGUUAAGGGAGAGUAAUUACGCUAGCGGCGAAGAGGUGGCUUUAACCUGUAAUUUGAGAACGAUAAAUAGCGAAUUUGAGACGUCCAAUUUCAGCGUUAUACCAUCCGAGCAUACGACCUCGCUGAAAAUCGAAUGCAAUGGCGAUCUGAUGUCUAGAAGUUCGUUGAACGAUAAAAGUUUCGCGCAUUUGACUCGGCUACGCGAGUUGAUCUUGGAUUAUUGCAAAUUGGGCAAAUGGCCUUCCGGAACGUUGGUUGGAUUGCGAGAUUUACGUAAUUUGACCAUCCGAACGCAUAACAUGGAUUGGCCAACUAUUAGUUUGGAUUUAUCGCCCGAGAGCUUUUACCCGGUCAAACAAUUGGAACGUUUAGAUAUCAGCACGAAUAACAUUUGGUCAUUCACCGAGAACAUAUUCUGCCCGUUGACCAAUUUGGUCAGUCUGAACGUGAGUGAAAAUCGUUUACAAGAUGUUGGCGAUCUAGGUUUUCGCGAAAAAGCACCGUCUGCCCAAGCUUUGGUCUUUCAAGAUGACGAACCGGUUGCCGAAGAGAAACCUAACGUUGCGGCGACUGGUUGCAAUUUGAAUAUACGUAUUUUGGACGCGUCCUUCAAUCAUUUCGUACUUUUGCCGAGUAACGGUUUCAGCGUCCUAAAGCAGCUUCAAGAAUUACGCGUACACGAUAACGAAAUCUCUAUGGUGGCCGAUAAAGCGCUGGGAGGGUUGAAGAAUUUGAAACUGUUGGAUUUAUCGAAUAAUAAAAUCGUCUCGUUGCCGUUGGAAUUGUUUCGCGAAUGCGCCGACAGCAUCAAGGAGAUAUAUUUGCAGAACAAUUCGAUCAGUGUUUUGUCGCCGAGGUUAUUCUCCGAUCUGAAUCAGUUGCUGUCGUUGGAUUUGUCGUCGAAUCAACUGACCAGCGCUUGGAUCAAUAACGAAACGUUUUCUGGCCUAAUACGACUGGUGCUGUUGAAUUUGUCUCGUAAUCGUAUCACAAAACUGGAUCCGACGCUGUUCCACGAUCUAUACACGUUGCAGAUACUCAAUCUGGAGCAUAAUCUGCUAGAGUCGAUUCCGGCCGAUACGUUCACGGCGUUGAAUAAUUUGCAUACGCUGGUGUUAUCGUUCAAUCGUAUAAAAUAUUUAGAGGCGUAUUCGUUGAACGGUUUGUACGCGUUGAGUUUAUUAUCGAUCGACUACAACCGUUUGGAAUCGUUGCACGCGAAUUCGCUGCGGAAUUGCACCAGUUUACAGGAUUUAAAUUUGAGCGGUAACAAGUUCACCGAAGUACCGACGGCGUUGAAAGAAAUGCGUCUGCUGAAGACGUUGGACUUGGGCGAGAACCUAAUCACGAAUCUGGAGAAGCCCGGUUUCAAAGGUAUGACUAACUUGUACGGUUUGAGAUUAAUUGCCAAUCAGAUAACUACAGUAGGUAAAAAAUCGCUGCUCGAGUUGCCCUCGUUGCAGAUCUUGAAUUUGUCGCAGAAUCGUAUCAAAUCGGUGGAAAAAGGCGCGUUCGCUACGAAUACAAAAUUAGAAGCGGUACGCGUCGAUAGUAAUGUGCUGACCAGCAUCGAUGGCAUAUUCAAAGACGUGCCCAGUCUCGUUUGGCUCAAUGUAUCCGGUAACCGGCUACAAGACUUCGAUUACGGCAUGUUUCCGGCCAAUCUGCUGUGGCUGGACGUGCACGGAAAUUUGAUCGAACAUUUGAACAAUCAACAUCGCGUCAAAACUUCCAUACAGACCUUGGACGCGAGUUUUAACAAGUUGGCCAAAAUCGUUACCACUUCCAUUCCAGAUUCCGUCGAAUUGCUCUUCUUGAACGACAAUCGUAUAACGUUCGUUGAACCGCACACGUUCGCCAAUAAAGCCAACCUAACCAGAGUCGAUAUGUACGCCAAUGAGAUCUCCAACCUGGACUUGGCCGCCCUGCAGCUGUCAUCCGUGCCACAAGAUCGUCCUUUACCUGAAUUCUACAUCGGCGGCAAUCCGUUCCACUGCGACUGUACCAUGGAAUGGUUGCAGAGAAUCAAUAAAUUGGAAAUCCGACAACAUCCGGUCAUCAUGGAUAUCGAAAGUAUUUACUGCAAGUUGGUGUAUGAUCGAGAACGUAAAUUCAUACCGUUGACCGAAGCCCAACCGUCGCAGUUCUUGUGUUCUUACAAAAGUCAUUGCUACACGUUGUGUCAGUGCUGUCCAUUCGACGCUUGCGAUUGCGAAAUGAAUUGCCCGACUGAUUGUUCCUGUUAUCACGAUCAGAGCUGGAGUGCGAAUAUCGUCGAUUGUUCCCGAUCGAAUUACACCGAAAUGCCGAAUAAAAUACCGAUGGAUGCCACCGAGGUUUACCUGGAUGGUAACAACUUCGGCGAAUUAACCAGCCAUUCGUUCAUAGGACGUAAGAACCUGCGUAAUCUGUACGUGAAUAAUUCCAAUAUUGCGGCCAUCUACAAUUACACGUUCAGCGGAAUUGGUAAACUGAUCACUUUGCAUUUGGAAGAUAAUCGAAUCAAAAUACUGCAAGGAUUCGAAUUCGCCAGCCUGGUUGGCCUGAAAGAGUUGUAUUUGCAAAAUAACCGAAUCAGCGCCAUUGACAGUCGAACGUUUGUAAAUUUGAAAAAUCUCGAGAUCCUUCGCCUGGAUGGUAAUCGCAUUUAUAAAUUCGAAGUAUGGCAGUUCAUCGCUAAUCCGUACCUAAUUAGCGUCUCAUUAGCUCGUAAUUCGUGGUCAUGCGAUUGCCAGUUCAUCAACGAGUUCCGUCUAUGGAUACAAGAAAAUUUCGCCAAAAUUUCCGACAUCGAUACUAUAUCCUGCAUGUACAACAACGAAACGAAUCCGCUGGGUUCGUUUUUAAAAAAUGUCAAUAACACGUCGUGCAUCACAUUUUUUGGCUCGCUAGCCGAAAAUCAAAUGUUACGCGAUUACCUGCCAUUUCUGCUGCUGACCAGUACCAUUUUCAUCGUCGUGCUGGUUAUUACGAUGGCUGUAUUUUUGUACAAGAAAGAGCUGCAUAUUUGCAUGUACACUAGAUGCGGGUUUCGCUCUUGUUAUAAAUCCACAACGUUUGGCGACGAUACGGACCACGAAAGAUUAUUCGACGCCUAUGUCGCGUACUGCAUCAAAGACGAAGAUUUCAUUACACAAAUCUUAUGCCCGAGUUUGGAGCAAUGCGACGCUCCGUACAGGCUGUGUUUACACUAUCGAGAUUUCAAUAUCAAUUCGUAUAUCGCCGAUACCAUUAUCGAAGCGGCCGAGUCGUCCAAAAGAACAGUCAUCGUGUUGUCGAAAAAUUUCCUACAGACCGAAUGGUGUCGUUUCGAGUAUAAAUCAGCGUUACGCGAAGUUCUACGCGAUAGACGUAAUAAAAUCGUGUUCGUGCUACUGGGUGAAAUACCUCAACGCGAUCUAGAUCCGGACUUGAGGUUAUAUUUGAAAAUUAAUACUUGUAUACAGUGGGGUGAUAAUCUUUUUUGGCAGAAGUUGAAGUAUUUCAUGCCAAAUGUGAAGGAAAAUGCUUCUACCUUUAUUAUCUCUUCGAGAAAUUCGACCAACGUGUACGCCACUCCGUUUAAUUACUAUAAUAAUACCAUGGACAGGAGUCGCUGCUCAAACUAUCCGACAAUACCACCACCGCCUCCUAAUCCACCCGGCAAAUUGUGCAAUCAAUAUACCAACAGCUUGAUGAGAAAUGGUGGCAGUCACAUAUCGUUAGAUAAAAACGUCAAUCUGCAGCCCUUAUGGACGUAGCAAUUAAAUCAACCUUAUGAUAGAAUCCAAUUCAGCUUGCCGUAGACUGACACACACAUAUGCGGUGCGAAACCAGUGAUACUAGUGACCCCCAUUGUUUCCGCGUUGAUAUAAAUACCUGUGAAGAAUUUCGGAAAUUAUGUGUAAUUUUUUUGUAUUUCAUCUUCGCUUAAAUGUGGUUUUUUUUGUCUUUUUUCUUUUUUUAAUUGAUUGAAUCGAUCAUCGUUUAUACGUGAAAGAAAAACGAUUUAUUUAGUUAAAAUUCGGUGCUGUGUCUUGAUUUUUUUUGUAAAUCGAGAAAAGAAAUGAGAAUGUUUUUUUUUUUUUUUGUUAGUACGUAAGUAAGCGUAAUGUGACUAAACGAAACGAUACCAUGUUACAGACUAAUUUUAAAUUUUAACUGCGUUUACUGGAAUUUCGUCUUAGAUAGUUUAAAAUGAAUUAGGCUUCGCUCGUUAUUAAAUGUAAUUAUAACAAUUCCUAAUGCUGUGAUACGCGUUAAAAAUCCAAAACCGUUUGAGAAUUUCAACUCACCACGAUGCAUUUUAAAAUGUAGUACUUACCUGGUCAAUUUUCGUAGGUAUAAGGGCUUUCAUAAUCUGUGGGAAAUGGGACGUUAUGUGUAUUAUCUUUUAAAUAUGGUUGGAUUAUUUAAUCGAUUUGAUGACAACUGCUGCAUUAUUAAAUAUAAAAAAUUUGGCAUAAUUUUUCCUAAGUUAAUAAAGUAGCCUAUCCGAACUUGGUUAUAAUCCGGUGAUCUCAGCUCACAUGAGAUUUAGUUUUGUCCAACUGAUCUGACUCUUCAUGUUUCCCAGUCCAAGUUAUUUUGAUUAUUUUUCGAGAGAAAAAUUGAAGAAAAAGGGGACAGGGCUUAACAUUGAGGCAUUAAAACUGGACAUGUGAGCCUGCCAUUCAGGGCAUUUUAAACGUACAUACGUAUACCUACCUAUCUGCAUGAAUAAUUUUUCAUUUAGUGUCUAGGUACCCAUAGACUCAAAAUCUUCUUAGAUACCUUUACCUAUACCUACUUAGGUGCUUAUUUAACCAUUUUUCUCCAUCCGUAAAAUUUAUUUCAUCGACAAAUAAUAACGAAGCAAAUAAUUAAAAAUUAAUCAAAAACAAUGAGAAAGUUUCCUAGUAUUGUUCAUUCAACCUUGCUCUAGGUUAACUUCAAUUAAACCGACUUACCAAUUAAACAAAGCAAGACAGCCUUUUCCAUUUUAAUUUAUUUUUUACGCUUGAAAUUAACUGCGAGGAAGUUGAUCAGUACUUAUAGUCUUGCAACAAACCGCGCUAAAGAAAAAAAAAACUCUUAUGGAUACUUUUCAGUCAAUAUAGAUUACGAAAGUUUUUUUCUUGCGACAAAAAAUUUCAAAAAACUUCAUCCUGGAACUGCGCGUCGUUGAUAUUAUUUUUAAUUUUGUUAUAAUUUUGAACGAAAUAAAAAAAUACGUAUAAAAUUUUAUAGUCACGGUUUGUUGAAACUUGUUACCAAAGUUAUCCUAUAAAAAUAUCUAUCUAUGUAGAGAAACUCGAUAAAUCCAUUAAUUUUCAUUAAUUCUUCGAAGUCGUGAAAUUACGUUUAAAUUUCCAUGUUUUUCGAAUAUAGUAGGUACAAAAACCGUAAAGAAAAAUUGCAUACAUAUAGAUUACGUAAAAGCAUUAAAAAUGUUUUCUUUAGUGAAAAUAUGUAGAACGUUUUUCGAGGCAUUUAAAGCUCGUGUGGUCAAAACUGUUGUUACCUAUUAAUCGAUAAAUUGAUUAUAAUAAUUUAUGGCGCUAAUAAAAAUUAAAAACUUUUAUAGAAUUCUCGCGUAUAGAGUUUGAAUUUUGUGAACAUGUUUUUCGCUUUAUUUUCUUCAACUUAUUUUUAGAUGAAUUUAACUACCUAUUAUGUAUUACGUAUCAGGAAAAUCAGGGAAAUUAUUUACCACCGAAAAAAGCUUUCAUUUUGAUAAGUACUCGUUUGGGUAUACUACAAAGCGAUUUAUUUCGGUGAUUAUGUCAUCAAAAGUGUAAUUUGCGAAAGAAACUGGAAGAUUUUCACGAUAAUUACUCAUAAAAUGUACAUCACUGUCGACAGCAACAGCUUUAGAAAUUGCUUAGCUUGAAAUAUGGUUCAUUAGCGAAUGCAUAAAAAAAGUUAUUAAAUAAUAUUACCUACCUCUUUUCAUUUUUAAUGACAUCUUCCUGUUGAUUCUUUAGCAUAUCUACAUUUUUUUUAAAUUUUUUGUUUCUUGUUAAUCAACCAGUCAGCGUUAUCUUUUUUAAUGAUAGUAAAAAAAAACUAUUUUUGCGCUACCUAUUGGGAAUGAUGUUUGAGAGUAACUGCUGCUGGUUCAGUUGUUACUCUUCUUAUCAUAGAAUCAGAUUGAAUAGUGGGAGGGGACAGUUUGUUAAAAAAAGUCGAGGUCCGGUUAAAACUACAAAAUUUCACUCGAGGACUGUAAAAAACCUAGUUAGUUUUCAAUUUAUUUCAAAAACUGAGUACUUGGGUAAAUUAUGUUUUUUUCAUUUAAAAAAAAUUGAUUUUGGAAAAAUUCGUAAAUUUUGAGAAAUUUUAAGUUCAGUGAAUAGUGCAUCUAAGGUGCUCGAAUUCUAAACAUUUGAUGAAAUAUCAAAUUAAGUUCCACAAAUGUUGAAAGAUUAGGAGCACGCAGCAGCAGUACUUUUCCACCGACGAACUUACUUUUGAUAAAUUUGGUGUCUAAUUACGAAAAUAUGAUUUUUCAUUGUCUCAAAAAGCUCGUCUGAGGGUUUCAUGUAAUAAUUUAAACUCAUUAGGUACUUAGUUAAAAUUAUCUUCAGAAUAACGACCGUGUCUUGGGGGAAUAAAGCUUUAAAAAUUUUAUAUUUUAAGGGAUUUUAAAAAUACUUUUAGCGAAGAAGAUACCUAAAUCAAUUUAAUAAGGUAGAAAGCUAACACGUCUAUAAAAAAUUGCGAUUGUAAAAAAAUUAAAGUAGAAUAGUCUACUUUUGAAUGAACAAAUUCGCACCGGGUACAUGUUAAAUUAAACUUGUCACUCAAUAAAGCCUAAAUUUCAUCAACGUUCGAAAUUGGCAAAGUUUGUGAGAAAAAAAAAGAAGCAGAAGAACCGACUUUAGCCCCUCAUAUUGUCGCUAUCACUCUCGCAUUGCUUCGUGUAUUGUCUGCGAAAGAAAAAAAUAUAUUAUAGUUUAACGUGAAAAUGUAAUUUGCACUUUAUCUCGUGAAACAUUUGUAUUUUUAGGUAUUUUACUAUUCACCGGCAAUUCCCUUAGAACAUCAAUAAAAAUUAAGUUUGAAGACUGCGACACAACUUGUCGUAUGUGUAUUAAAAGUUUUUCCCGCGUUAAAAAUUUCUUUGCAAGAGAAAACGUGAGUAGGGUACCAACAGUGUUAAUGGUCGGCAUUAAUUUCAAAGCUGUUUGCGUGUGUGUUUUUUCGCUUCUCUUACCCGUUUUCAGCAGGUUUCUUCUAUGACAAAAGUACGAUUCAAAAGUUUCCAACAUCGUCGUAAAAAUGGAACUGUUCGCAUGCUGCAUGGCGGUUUGUUGAUUAUAAAAUUACCUACCUACCUCUGUACUUUGGCGUUCACUAGCAACUGUAGUGAUCAUAAAUGUUCUGCAGGUUUUUUUCUUCUUUCUCUCUUUUUAUUAUUUUCUUCUAGUAUUUCCAGAAAUAGAAGCUCAAGUACGGUUUACCACGUUAUACAUGCGCUUUUAUUAUUUUUUAUAAUUUAGUCCUUUCGUAACUGAAAUUUAUCGUCUUGUGUUUACAACUCUCUUUACAGUGAAGGAAAAAGUUGAAUUAGUGAGUACUUUGUACGUUUCGUUUACCUUCCAGGCGUAUUUUUUCUUUCAGUUUUUUCUGUCUUUCCGUUUCUUGUUUAUUUCCAAUACGCGAGCGAAUAAUAUUACGAUAAUUAUUCCUGCAAUCUGCGAGUGCUGCAGGUACCUACGACAAUUAUGCUGCCUUUAGUAUCUACAGAGAAAUUCUUUUUUUUUUCACUGCAUUUAUACCAUCGGUUUUGAAAUUACAAACUCUCAUAAAUAGAUAAAAAUGAAAGUAUAAAAAUUUUCUAAAAAAUUUACUGCUCGAAUCGAAACAUUGUCGCAAUGAUAUAGUACUUACAUGGAAAAAAUUUACGUCAGUUUUCUUUUUUAGUUUUUUAUUGCAUCCUUUGGGAAAUAUAUAUGCAGAUAGGUACUUACCUAUCCGCUUUAUUUUUUUAUUCGCCAAUCAAGAAUAAAAAAAUGCGCAAUAUUGUGUAACUUUUACACAUUCGUUAUAAUUACGGAGAUAAAAUUUUCUAUUUUCCUCCAACUUUUUGCAUCAUACUGUAGGCCGUAAACAAUAUGUUUUUAUUCUAAUUUUUUCCUUUAGAUUAUUUUUACGAGAGUAAAUAUAUUAUCCAGCAGUAUAUUUCUUUUGCUCUUUAUUUAUACUAUAUUGCGUUAUUCUACCCUCGGUCUUUUUUGAAUAUUAGGUUUUUUGUUCAGAUAUAAGUUUAAUUUUUUCCCUCUAAUUUUAUUUUGUCUUCUAAAAGUGUGUUCAUUUAGAUAUUCUUUUUCUCACAGAACCUUAUACUCGGAACAUUUUUCCGGUUACUGUUUUUUUUUCUGUUUUUUGGUUUUUCAUCGCGUUUCUUUCAUUUUCGCCAAACUGUUCCUUUCCAUCGUUGACAUUUGGAAUUCUUCAGUCAGUUCUUUAUUGCAUUUCACUGCUUGAGAGGAAAAAAAAUAAAGAGAAAAAAAAACGAAAAACUAGCAUGGUGAUUAAAUGGUUGAAAUUCUCAAACGGCGAAAAAUAUUUUCAUCGUUACUUUAUGAAAAUCUUGACUUUUUUUUUCUUUUAAAUUUAUUACGUAUACCGACCAACGCUUAAAGUAUAGAUACCCUAUUGGUAAAUCUUUUCUUGUCAAAAACGCCGCGUUUAAAUGAUGGAUUUGAGGUGUGAGCCGUAAACGAGCCAAAUGUUUUUUUAAAACGAGGUUUAAAAAUCACUAUUUUUUCCAAAGGUACCUAUCGUAUUAUGUUUUUAAACUCGUUCUAUGAUCAAUUUUUCAAUUGUUUUUAUUUUUAAAUAAUUCCAUUCUCGCAUUUUGUUUUUAUUUGUACUAGCGAAGUGUUGUUCCAUUUUUUUUCAUUUUACAUAUUUAUUUUUCUUUUUUAAUAUUUAUUUUAUUACGGUGAUUAUUAUUCAAACUUUGUGUUUUAUAAAUUGUUAAUCUAGUCAUGUACCUAUUUAUUUUGUUGUAUAUACGACGCUUUCUUUAUGUAUUUUUACGUAUAAUUUUUUUUUUUUUUUUGUAUAUUCGUGUUGACAUUGUAAAAUGUUGCUGCAAUUUUUCCCAUUUAUUUUAAGCCUUCAUGGAAAAUAAAAGUUGAAUUAUG
Planococcus citri (citrus mealybug) is the source of this 9814-nucleotide messenger RNA. It is a transcript of the gene Toll-6, whose product is annotated as Toll-like receptor 6. Gene Ontology annotation, biological process: signal transduction. Gene Ontology annotation, cellular component: extracellular matrix. Gene Ontology annotation, molecular function: protein binding. Bases 548 to 4438 code for a protein of 1296 amino acids. The record is from RefSeq and is a predicted model, not a curated record. Lineage: Eukaryota; Metazoa; Arthropoda; Insecta; Hemiptera; Pseudococcidae. The transcript is spliced from 2 exons.